UAGUUUUACUUGCAACUUUCCUUUUUCUUUAUACCUAUAUUUAAAGAAUCGUAUACCUUGAAGUUUCCCCUUUUUAAAUUUCUUUCUGGUUGUGGUGGUUGGAUGUGAUAAGCACAAGAUGUUUACAGAAGGACUGGAUACAGAUGCUGUUAGAUGGGCAAAGGAGGGAUCGGGUAAUCCUAAAAAGGAAAUUCCUCACUCCAUAUCAAAUGAACAAACUCGAAUGGAUUCAAUCUCUUCAAGAAAUGGGACUCGAGGGUUCGGACUGCCUCCACCUUCAAAAUUCAAAAGUGGUCAUCUGCCUGUGGUUGUUCCAAUAUCUCAGGUCUUACCGCGAGAUGAUAUUAAUUCCACUUCUGAAGACAUGUCAACAGAUUCAGACGGAGAGGUGUAUGGUGGACGAUACUCACUAGAUUCCUCUCCCCAAGAUGAUAGAGUUCCCUCCGUUAGUAAUAAGAGGUAUCACGAUCCUGUGCAAAGGCGCCCACAGUAUCAUGUGUACUCUAGUGAUGUGAGCUCUUCGAUUGAGAAGCCUCAGGGAAGAGGGAAAGGGAAUGUGGCUGAUAGAUUAAUGAUGAGGGGAGCUCAUAGGUAUCCUGUUAGAAGCAGUGUAUAUACAGAGGAUGAAUCUGAUGAUUCUGCAGCUAGCUCGGAGUUUUCAAGUACACAAGUAGGGGCCAGCAUUGAGAAUUUGGCUCGUAAAGAUGCUUACACUUCGGAUGGUUAUUCAUCUCAUGUUUCAUCACAGGUCAACAGAACGGAGUUACAUGGUAGAAAUAUCCAGAAACGGCGGUCAUCCAAGGAAGAUUUUCCCAGCGCACCUCCAUUUUCAGGGGAAAUCAAGCAAGAAAUGGAGCAUUCUUCACAUUCUAAGGCGAAAUAUACGUCAUCUAGAGUUGAUUCACAUGAUUCGGCAGCCAAGUCACCUAUAGAGAAGAAGACCCCUGCUGUAGAUUUGAAGGAGAAUCAUAAACAGGAGACGUCAAACCCAUCUAGGAGUGUUGGUGCCAAAACGGCUUCAGUCCCUUUUUCUACUCGUCUUCCCACAUUUCAUGCAAGCUCACUUGGGCCUUGGCAUGCUGUGAUAGCGUAUGAUGCAUGUGUUCGGCUCUGCCUACAUGCUUGGGCAAAGGGUUGCAUGGAGGCCCCUAUUUUUUUGGAAAAUGAAUGUGAUUUGCUGCGAAGAACCUUUGGUUUGCAACAAGUGUUGCUACAGUCAGAGGAAGAGUUGCUUGUUAAGCGCUCUUCUGAAGUUCGUAGUGAAGGGGCUGCCCAAAAAACGAAGAAAAUGGUUGGGAAGAUGAAAGUGCAAGUCCGUAAAGUGAAAAUGGCGUUGGACCCACCUACAGGAUGUAGCUUUUCGUCAAUAAAACCACCAAAAGUGAAAUUGGAAACCGUUCGACGCCACUUUGCUAAUUUACAAUAUAAAGUCUCUUCUGGAUGGCGAGCAGUUCGUAGUAUUCAUUUUGCUCCUCGUGUCCCUGCACAUGGUUCCUUUUCUCGCCAUAGUUUGGCAUACAUGCAAGCAAGUACUCAAUACAUAAAACAAGUUUCUGGCCUUCUUAAAAUUGGAGUCUCAACUCUACGCAGUAGUUCAGCUGGCUAUGAAUUACAAGAGUCAUACUCUUGUCUGCUAAGACUUAAAAGUUCAGUCGAAGGAGAUGCCAUUCGAAUGCAACCUGGUUCUGGUGAAACUCAUAUAUUUUUGCCAGAUAGCCUCGGGGACGAUUUGAUUGUGGAAGUGCAAGACUCUAAGGGAAAUCAUUAUGGUCGUGUCCUGGCCCAAGUGGCCACUAUUUCUGAAGAUCAGAAUGACAAACUACGAUGGUGGUCUAUAUACCGGGAACCGGAGCAUGAGCUUGUCGGCAAAAUUCAACUCUAUAUAAAUUAUACAACAAGUUUAGAUGAGAAUAGCCUCAAGUGCGGUUCUAUUGCUGAAACAAUGGCAUAUGAUCUUGCCAUGGAGGUUGCCAUGAAGGAGCAGAACUUUCAGCAAAGAAAUUUGUUGUUGAAUGACCCAUGGAAGUGGUUACUCACUGAAUUUGCAUCAUAUUACGGGGUUUCCGAUGCUUACACAAAGCUAAGAUACCUCUCCUACAUCAUGGACGUUGCAACUCCAACAAAUGAUUGUCUCUCAUUAGUAUACGACUUGUUGUUGCCUGUUAUAAUGAAGGGACAUACUAAGAGCACCCUCAGUCAUCAAGAGAAUAGAAUAUUGGGUGAGAUUGAAGAGCAAAUUGAACAGAUUUUUGCUGUUGUUUUUGAGAACUACAAGUCCUUGGACGAGGCGUCUCCAUCUGGCAUCAUGGAUGUUUUUAGGCCGGCUACUGGGGUUGCAGCACCGGUUUUGGAACCUGCUGUGAAACUGUAUAAACUUCUUCAUGAUAUAUUAUCUCCCGAGGCACAAAAUAAAUUAUACAGCUACUUCCAGGCUGCUUCCAAGAAAAGAUCAAGAAGGCACUUGGCUGAUACCGAUGAAUAUCUUAGUACCAAUGGGGAAGGAAAUUUGAUGGAUCCUGUUAACGUCUCUACAGCCUAUCAGAAAAUGAAAUCCCUUUGUCUAAACAUCAGGAAUGAGAUUUUUACAGAUAUAGAGAUUCACAAUUGCAAUGUACUUCCAAGCUUCAUUGACCUACCAAAUCUUUCAUCUGCAAUAUACAAUGCUGAACUGUGCAGCAGAUUACGAUCCUUCCUUGUUGCCUGCCCUCCAGAAGGUCCUUCUCGUCAUGUUACAGAUCUUGUAAUUGCAACAGCAGAUUUCCAAAAGGAUCUUGCAACCUGGAAUAUCAAUCCCGUUAAAGGUGGGGUUGAUGCAAAAGAACUGUUCCAUUUGUAUAUCAUCAUUUGGAUUCAAGAUAAGCGCUUAUCAUUGCUUGAGACGUGUAAACUAGACAAGGUAAAAUGGUGUGGAGUCGGGACGCAACAUUCAACAACCCCGUUUGUGGAUGAAAUGUAUGACCGUCUUAAAGAAACAUUAAAUGAUUAUGAGGUCAUAAUAUGCCGAUGGCCGGAGUAUACCUUUGUUUUGGAGAAUGCCAUUGCGGACAUUGAAAAGGCGGUAAUCGAGUCUCUGGACAAACAAUACGCGGAUGUUGUUGCACCUUUAAAAGAGAACCUAACGCCAAAGAAGUUUGGCUUGAAGUAUGUCCAAAUGCUUGCCAAGCGAACCACGAAUCCUUAUGUGGUGCCUCCAGAGCUUGGCAUUCUCUUAAACUCGAUGAAGCGUAUGUUAGAUGUUUUGCGUCCCAAGAUUGAACUUCAAUUGAGGUCGUGGGGUUCAUGUUGCAUUCCGGAUGAAGGAAAUACCGCAGCCGGAGAGCGUUUAAGCGAAGUGACGGUGAUGCUUAGAUCAAAGUUCCGAAACUAUCUUCAAGCAGUUGUUGAGAAACUUGUUGAGAAUACAAGGCUUCAAAGUAGUACAAGACUAAAGAAAAUUAUUCAAGAUUCAAAGGAAAGUGUGUCAGAAUCCGAGAUUCGAAGCAGAAUGCAACCGCUAACUGAGCAGCUUACGAACACUGUGACUCAUCUCCACACCAUCUUCGAGACUCACGUUUUCAUCGCAACAUGUCGUGGAUACUGGGAUCGGAUGGGACAGGAUAUUUUAAAUUUCCUUGAGAACAGGAAAGAAAACAGAUCAUUGUACAAAGGCUCAAGAGUUGCUGUAUCUAUUUUGGAUGAUACAUUUGCAUCCCAAAUGCAAAAACUGCUUGGCCAUGCACUUCAAGAGAAAGACCUUGAACCACCAAGAUCCAUCAUCGAACUCCGCUCGAUGCUCUGCAAAGACACCGGCACUUCUAGCCACAAAAAGAACACUUACUUCUAUUAGAAAUCAUUCUUGUCGUAAAUAAGCAGAAAAUCAAUGAUGCAUCACAUCUGAUCAUCAUGGCCAUCCAUCCCAUCAACACAACGGAAAAAGGUGGUCAACCUCGGCUGCACCCACUUCGGUUUUGUGUCGUUUGAGGUCAUAAAAUUCAUUCGGUUCUUGACAUUUAACGAGUACAGAAAUAGGCUAGUUUGCUUGAUAUAUUAUCCAUGUACAAGGUCCAUGUCUUCAAUGCAUUGGAUUUAAAUCUGUACAACAAUGUUCGUGGAAAGAUCAAUCUUAAA
Molecule: messenger RNA, 4107 nt
Organism: Cynara cardunculus var. scolymus (artichoke)
Lineage: Eukaryota; Viridiplantae; Streptophyta; Magnoliopsida; Asterales; Asteraceae
Exons: 22
Coding region: 119-3826 (1235 amino acids)
Source: RefSeq, a predicted model, not a curated record